AUGGCUGGUCUGGGCGUCUCUGUGGAGCUCCUGCGUAGUUCUCCCCCUGUUAGCAUUAACCUGGAUGUCCUUUUUGCUGUCUUUGACUCCGUCCAAGGCUUCGUCAUCAUCACCGUCCACUGUGCAAUGCGUCGAGAGGUGCAGGAUGCGGUGCGCUGUAGGAUGGGGGGAUGUAAAGAUGACAGCGAAAACUCCCCAGACUCCUGCAAGAAUGGACAGGUGCAGAUCAUGAAUUGCUCUAAUGUGAACUUCAGUGGGCAGCAGUAUGGCUCUCUGCGUAUCGGCACCCCCCCGUGUCUGUCCAGUUGCCACCAGCAGUUGCCACCUGCGGGCCACCAGGCCUGCCAACAAACCUGUUACCACAGUCUGCCCCGCAGCAACAACCAGGGCCUCGAGCACAGCCAUGCACACCAGCAUAGCCCCAUCCUGAACAACACCCACAACCACAACCACGCUCAUAACCAUAACCACGUCGCCCACAACCACAUCGGAAGCUUUCCAACGGACUUUGAGAAGGAUGUGGACUUGGCAUGUCAAACAGUCAUAUUCAAGGAGGUCAACACGUGUAACCCGGCCACCAUCACUGGCACCCUUUCCCGCAUCUCCCUGGAUGAUGACGAGGAUCCAAAGCUAGCAGCCCAUCAGGAAGGGGUCAACUUCAGCUCCCUCCCCGGGAACAUCCCCCCUCCCAACCUGAUCGUACAGGUUCCAACCCUGAGCGGCCUGAAUGAGCUGAGUGAGACGCCCCUAAAGAAGGACGUGAACCUCGAUCAGCAGAGACAGCAUGGGCAGCAACGUAGCGGCGCUCCAAUCUACCUGUGCACCGAGAGUGGCCUAGGGUGGGCUCGACCGCCCCCCUCCUCCAACACCUCCCAGGACGGAAGUGCCUGUAGUGGAGGCAGUGGAUGUGGGAGCGGAGUAAAUGGAGGAAGUGGGGAGGGAGAUUACAUGGUCUUACCUCGUAGGACGGUUAGUCUCAAACCUCCAGCUCCCUGCUCUCAAGGAGGAGGCCUGGGUCUGGGGGGCGAGGACAAGCCCCUCAACAUCGCAGUGGAGGAUCCUCCCUUCCCCCCGCCUCCCUCACCCCUGACCCUCCACCCAGCUGAGAGUGAGGCGUACCCGGCGGAUUUUGUGCCGUCAAGCGUAGGUGACAUGAACAUCGCCAUGAACCUCAACCGCUCCUAUGGGACGAUCAAAACCAUGCCCCACGGGCACGCCCACAUGAUGGCUCCGGCUGGUCUUGUACACUCCCACGGAGGACACAUGCACUCCCAUGGGCAUUCGCUCCAGCUGAAGCAGGGCCAGAGGCCGUCGGUCAGACAAAUUCUGACAGGGGGAUCCACAGUGGAGAGAACCAGGACCCUGCCACGCAACUUGGGCAGCACCAAUGCCAACAGCAGCCACUCAGCGGGAUCCUUGGAGGUGGGUGAGAGGUUGAGGGACUCGCAGCAGUCAGGAAGUCCCAGUAACAAUGAGCAAGGCAAGAACCCUCUUCCAGUCUACUUGGAGGACAGCUUCAUCAAAUCAGGAGUCUUCAGUGUUGCAGAGCUGGUGCGAGUGUCCAGAAUGCCCAUCAUCCACGGCGCUGCGGUGAACUUCUCCAUGACCGACAUGCCCAGCCAGCCCUACUACCACGACCUGAACUCCAGCGUGGGGCUGCACCGCUCCCUGUCCUCCCCGCCCGGCAGCAAAAGGCCCAAAACGGUGAACAUGGAUGAGAACAUGGACACGAGCCCGACGGGACCCGACUUCUACUCAUCACCCAGCUCUCCAGCCAGCAGUCGGGCCAACUGGCACGACAGAGACGGAGACAUGUCCUCUCCCACCAUGAAGAAGCCAGAGAAGCCGCUGUUCAGCCCCACCUCCCCGCAGGACUCCUCGCCACGACUCAGCACUUUCCCUCAGCCUCAUCACCCCGGCCUCACAGGUGUAGGACACAGUGUUAUAUCGACGAGGAGCCCCCCCCCACACUCGCCCCUGCAGUUCUCGGCCUCGGCGAUCCUGCCCCCGGCGCCAUCGCCCUACUUCUCGCACACCACCAUCCGCUACCCGCCCCACCUCAACCCCUCCGAUCCCCUGAAGAGCUACGUGCCGUCAUACGACCCGUCCAGCCCGCAGAGCAACCAGCCUAACAGCAGCGGUCAGGUGGGGAAAGUCCCGGGACACUUCACGCCGGUCCUGGCCCCCUCCCCGCACCACGGUGCAGUCAGACCCGUCUCCCUCUCCAUGUCGGACACUAAGCCCAUCACCACGUCAACAGAAGGCUACUCAGCCCCUGGCACCCCGACGGCUAACCGGUUCGUCGGCCUGAGCCCCAGAGACCCCGCCUUCCUCCACCAGCAACAGGUGAGAACCCCCUCCCUCCAGCACUCACCUGCUCCUCUUAUCCCCUCAUUAUCUGUCCCCGUCUCCCCCCACAUCAGACGUGUUGCCCCCUGCAAAAGCCUGUCGCACUCUGAAUGGGAUUUUUUGGAAGCAUUCGACUAUCUCAAAGUCAGGAAAUCGACUGUCAUUGUGCAGCUGCAGAUGGAUGGGACAUCUGCCAAGACGCUGCAGAUCUUCAACAUCGAGAUGAAGAGUAAGGUGAAGGCUCACACCAUGACGGAGGAGGUCAUGUUCUGGAAGUGGAUAUCGGUAAACACCGUUGCAUUGGUCACAGAUACGGCCGUCUAUCACUGGAGCAUGGAGGGGGAUUCCCAGCCCACCAAAGUAUUCGAUCGGCAUGCCAGUCUGGCCGGAUGUCAGAUCAUUAACUACAGAACUGACGAACAACAGAAAUGGCUCCUGCUGAUCGGGAUUUCUGCACAGAAAGUGAUGCACACUCGCAAAAGACAUUCUGAGCUGUACCAUGAGCUCAACCACUCGUCCAAGUUCCACACCAUAGACAGGUAUAGCAGGGACCCAGCCAUGUCCACAUUCAAGGCCCACGCCAAACCCCCCCCCCCCACCUACGACUCCUAUGGUCUUAAACGCGAGAGUACACACACACGCCCCUCCCCAGCCGCCGCCCCCCGUAGCGGUCAACCGUCCGACCGUGUGUUACCGACCCGUGCUAUUCUAGGAGGGAGAAGAACGCCCGUCUAA
Molecule: messenger RNA, 3084 nt
Organism: Notothenia coriiceps (black rockcod)
Lineage: Eukaryota; Metazoa; Chordata; Actinopteri; Perciformes; Nototheniidae
Source: RefSeq, a predicted model, not a curated record